GGAAGCACACACUUACAGCAUCUGGAAAAAUUUAGUCGCAGAAAAGGACAGUUCACUACUCAAACCUGUACGCUUGGGGAAAAAACUUUAAUGAGGUAACUACAUCUUCAGUCACCAACACUGACUACUGUUGGAUUCCUUUUUUCUUCUAUGAGCUGACAUCGUCAAUAUUAACUGCCAAGGUGAUCCAACACACCUCAAUACAUCAAACUGAUGCCAACUAUUUAUAAUCAAUGUAGGCUAUUGGAAGAGGCGAGAAACUUGAAUGUGUUCAUUCGUUUUAUUGGAAAUGUGGAUAUUGCACACCUUUGCAAUUCAAAGCAAAGAGUUUUUGAUGCUCCAUGAGCGUCUCUAAUUUUCCCCCAAAAACGUUUAUGGAAACGUUUGUACAGUUUGUGGUGCUGUGCACAGAGCCUCGUUGGACAGCAUCCUUGUUACAUUGACGGGACAUCUCAACAUAGCCGCUCCAAGAUGAGAUGUGAUAAAGCGGUCACCUACCUAAGGAUUGUCGGAACAACAUUUUUUGGCAUUUCGCUGCUUGUGGGAAUCUCUACUGCCUACAUCAUGGGGUACAAACUCAUAACAACUGCGGGCAACUACUUGUCCUUUGGUCUUUAUGGGGCAAUUCUAGUUGUUCACCUCAUCAUCCAGAGCUUGUUUGCUCUGUUGGAACACAGAAACAUGAAACGUUCCCUGGAAACCCCGAUCAAACUCAACAAAUCACUGGCCCUUUGCAUCGCUGCCUAUCAAGAGGAUCCAAACUACCUGAAAAAGUGUUUAAUAUCUGUGAAGAGGCUCACCUACCCUGGGAUAAAGGUCAUCAUGGUUAUCGAUGGCAAUAAUGAUGAAGACAACUAUAUGAUGGAGAUCUUUCAGGACAUCCUGGGCCGGGAUAAGGCAGCCACGUAUGUGUGGAAAAGCAACUUCCACCAUCGAGGGCCAGAGGAAAGCGAGGAAUCAUAUGCUGAGAGUCUGCAGCACAUAUCUCGCCUUGUACUCAAUAAUAAGUGUGUGUGCAUCAUGCAGAAGUGGGGCGGGAAGAGAGAGGUCAUGUACACUGCCUUCAAAGCCCUGGGAAGAAGUGCUGACUACGUACAGGUAUGUGACUCAGACACCAUGUUGGAUCCAGCCUCCUCAGUGGAGAUGGUUAAGGUUCUAGAGGAAGAUCCCAUGGUCGGUGGAGUAGGUGGAGAUGUACAGAUUCUGAACAAAUAUGAAUCGUGGGUCUCCUUCCUCAGCAGUGUAAGGUAUUGGAUGGCGUUCAACAUUGAAAGAGCUUGCCAAUCAUAUUUUGGGUGUGUUCAGUGUAUCAGCGGGCCCUUGGGGAUGUACAGGAACUCCCUGCUUCAUGAGUUCUUAGAAGACUGGUACAAUCAGACAUUCAUGGGAAGCCACUGUAGUUUUGGCGAUGACCGCCAUCUGACCAACCGAGUUCUGAGCCUGGGAUAUGCCACAAAAUAUACUGCUCGCUCUAAGUGCUUGACUGAGACACCUAUCACUUACCUACGCUGGCUCAACCAGCAGACCCGCUGGAGUAAAUCGUAUUUUAGGGAGUGGCUUUACAACUCAUUGUGGUUCCACAAGCAUCACUUGUGGAUGACCUAUGAAGCCGUCAUCACAGGCUUCUUCCCCUUUUUUCUCAUUGCCACUGCGAUCCAACUCUUUUACCAGGGCAGGAUCUGGAAUAUUCUUCUGUUUCUGCUGAUCGUUCAGGGGGUGGCGCUCAUCAAGUCCUCCUUUGCCAGUUGCCUCCGUGGAAACAUUGUCAUGGUUUUCAUGUCCUUUUACUCAGUGUUAUACAUGUCAAGUCUGCUUCCGGCAAAGAUGUUUGCAAUAGCCACAAUCAACAAAUCUGGAUGGGGAACGUCUGGACGGAAGACCGUUGUGGUUAAUUUCAUUGGGUUUGUUCCAAUCUCAGUUUGGUUCACAAUCCUUUUUUUUGGCUUUAUUUAUACAAUAAUCCAAGAAACGCGAAAACCCUUCCCAGAGUCUGAAAAAAUUGUUUUAAUCAUUGGUGCAAUUGCAUAUGCCAGCUAUUGGGUUGUGUUUUUGACUUUGUAUGUGGUUCUUAUAAUGAAGUGUGGCAAGAGGAAGAAAGGACAACAGUAUGAUAUGGUUCUUGAUGUAUAGUAUUUACCCCAUUGCCCCUCCCCCUUUUCUACGUUUACAUUAUAAACAAUCUCAGUCUGCUUUCUAAAGUCGGGCUUUCCACAGGUGAAAGGAAGUGACACCUCAAGGAGACAUCUUUGCUGCUGCGACUGAUACUAAGUAUAUUCCUUUGAAGUGAUAAAGGACGUUAGAAUAAUGUUCAAACUUUUGAUGUGAGCUUUGACACUUUUAGUAUGCUACCACCAAAUGACAACUUCUUUGCACUUUCACGUUCACUCUAAAUAUGCACAAUGCUUGAUAGAACUCAAAUACCUCAGUGGUUAUAUGUUAACCACUUUGUGCUAAGUGUAUUGUGUGAGUGACUGGGAUAGAGUAAGAUCUUUUUUUCAAUUUUCCCAAGUAAUUUAUGAUUUUGACAUUAGUUUGUUUUAUAUAUACACACCGAUCAGCCACAACAUUAAAACCACCUGUCUAAUAUUGUGUAGCUCCCACUCGUGCUGACAAAACUGCGCCAUCCCGCUAUCGCUUCUAUUCUUCACACAAAAAUAGAGUGGUUAUCUGAGUUACCAUUGACUUUGUCAAUUCAAACCAGUCUGGCCAUUCUCUGUUGAACUCUCUCAUCAACAAGGCAUUCCUCCACCCUCAUAACUGCCCCUCACUGGAUGCUUUUUGUUUUUGGCACCAUUCUGAGUAAACUCUAAAGACUGUUGUACAUGAAAAUCUCAGGUCAUCAGCACUUACAGAAAUACUCAAACCAGCUCAUCUCGCAGAAUGCAAUUCUGAGAUGCAGGUUGGCGCUGUUGUUGCGGCACGAGGGGGAGCUACACAAUAUUAGGCAGGUGGUUUUAAUGUUGUGGCUG
Messenger RNA from Xyrauchen texanus (razorback sucker), 2969 nucleotides. RefSeq names its product hyaluronan synthase 2 (gene has2). Gene Ontology annotation, molecular function: hyaluronan synthase activity. The transcript is spliced from 4 exons. The coding region runs from base 472 to 2130 and encodes 552 amino acids. Gene Ontology annotation, biological process: hyaluronan biosynthetic process; extracellular matrix assembly. Lineage: Eukaryota; Metazoa; Chordata; Actinopteri; Cypriniformes; Catostomidae. The record is from RefSeq and is a predicted model, not a curated record.